UAAUAGAAAGAGGAGAAUAGAUCUCUGAUAAUGACUAAUAUAAACGUGCUAAACAUAUUUCCUAGUGUCAUUGAAUAAUUCAUUUGCUCAUUUGUAGGUGAACCAUCCCUUUAAUUUUCCUCCUCCACGCCACGUUAACAACAUGCAGGCAAAUGCCGCCAUGUUACAUAGAAAUCUGCCCAAUCAGAUACAUAAUCUGCAACAACAAUAUAACCAUCAACAAAGGACUAGGCAUGACAGUGGAGGUUACCGACAACAGCACAGAGAAAGCCAAGAGCCGAGAGAUGAAUAUGCGGGGUUGAUGACUUUGAGAGAGAAACAGUGGUUGUUGAAUAUUCAGCUGCUGCAGCUGAAUACAGGAACUCCCUAUUUUGAUGAUUAUUACUACACAAUUUUCAAAGAGAGAAAAUCGAGAAGCAAUAAAGAGAACUUGAAUGAACGAAACCUCUUUAACAACAAAAGGCAACAUAGGAACAGCGAUAGGCAAGAAAAUCAAAAUACCCUAACUCCUAGAGUUUACACACCCUUACAGUUUGAAAAUUCCUUGGGAAAAUUGCAGUGUGGAUCUGUGACAGCACCACGAAAAAUCAUAGACAUGGAUAUUGUUACUCCUGACAAGGACAACGAUACUCCGCAGGGUUCUCGAGAUACAAGAAAAACUAAGCAACUUCUUCUUGAACUAGAAGCCCAUUAUGCAUCACUCCUAAAGGCAGAAGAUAUAAAUAAUCCUUUAUAUAUUAGCAAUAUGGAGAAAUUGAGGGAAAUGAAGCAGAAGCAAAG
Messenger RNA from Leptinotarsa decemlineata (Colorado potato beetle), 780 nucleotides. It is a transcript of the gene Patr-1, whose product is annotated as Protein associated with topo II related - 1. Lineage: Eukaryota; Metazoa; Arthropoda; Insecta; Coleoptera; Chrysomelidae. Gene Ontology annotation, cellular component: P-body. Gene Ontology annotation, molecular function: RNA binding. Gene Ontology annotation, biological process: deadenylation-dependent decapping of nuclear-transcribed mRNA; P-body assembly. The record is from RefSeq and is a predicted model, not a curated record.